ACGGGAUAGUCGGAAUGCCUGCUCCCUGUGCGUAAGAUCCGGCCUAGGGGAAAGAGAUGAAUGUUAAAUUCAAAGAUGGCGGCGGAGGGAGGAGGGAAGGAGAUGAACGAAAUUAAAACUCAGUUCACAACUCGGGAAGGUGUCUACAAGCUCCUCACUCACUCCGAAUACAGCCGUCCCAACAGGGUGCCUUUCAACUCGCAGGGCUCCAACCCAGUCAAGGUCUCUUUCGUUAACGUCAACGAUCAGUCGGGAAACGGCGACAGGAUCUGUUUCAAUGUGGGCCGUGAGCUCUACUUCUACAUCUACAAAGGCGUUCGAAAGGCUGCUGACCUGAGCAAGCCCAUAGACAAGCGCAUCUACAAGGGAACGCAGCCCACCUGUCAUGACUUCAACCACCUCACAGCCACAGCAGAGAGUGUGUCCUUGCUGGUGGGUUUCUCAGCAGGACAGGUACAGCUUAUUGACCCCAUCAAGAAGGAGACAAGCAAGCUCUUCAAUGAAGAGAGACUAAUAGACAAGACCAGAGUAACAUGCGUGAAGUGGGUGCCAGGCUCUGAGAGCCUGUUUCUGGUUUCUCAUUCCAGUGGGAAUAUGUAUCUAUACAAUGUGGAGCAUACUUGUGGCACCACGGCACCACACUAUCAGGUGCUUAAACAGGGAGAGAACUACUCUGUACACACAUGUAAGAGUAAAUCCACGCGGAACCCUCUCCUUAAAUGGACAGUAGGGGAGGGGGCUCUGAAUGAGUUUGCCUUCUCUCCGGAUGGGAAGUUCCUAGGCUGUGUUAGCCAAGACGGCUUCCUACGAGUCUUCAACUUUGAUGCGGUGGAGCUUCAUGGCACCAUGAAGAGCUACUUUGGUGGCUUGUUGUGUGUGUGCUGGAGCCCUGAUGGAAAGUACAUAGUUGCAGGCGGAGAGGACGAUUUAGUGACUGUGUGGUCGUUUUUGGACUGCAGAGUCAUCGCCCGAGGUCAUGGGCACAAGUCGUGGGUCAGUGUGGUGGCGUUUGACCAUUACACCACCAGCGUGGAAGAGAGUGACCCGAUGGAGUUCAGUGGCAGCGAUGAGGACUUCCAGGAUCAGAUGAUCCACUUCGGACGAGACCGGGCCAACAGUACGCAGUCUCGACUCUCCAAGCGCAACUCGACGGACAGCCGGCCUGUUAGCGUCACGUACCGGUUUGGCUCAGUGGGCCAGGACACUCAGCUGUGCCUAUGGGACCUCACUGAGGACAUCCUUUUCCCCCAUCUUCCACUCUCACGGACACGGACACACACUAACGUGAUGAAUGCUACCAGCCCCCCUGCGGGUGCUACAAUAAUCACUAACGCCUCUAGUAACACUACCAAUGGCAACAACAGUGGUGCCAAUACUCCUGGCAUUAACUCCCUCUCUACUACAUUACCACGCUCCAACAGCCUACCCCAUUCAGCCGGCACCACCACAACAACAACAACAACGACAACGACAACAACGACAACGACAAACAACACCAACAAAGCCAGCAGUGGUGGCGGCAUCGGCAGUGGUAUAAUGGACAGUGCCAUUGCUACAGGUGUGAGUAAGUUUGCCACGCUGUCACUCCAUGAUCGGAAGGAACGCCACCACGAGAAGGACCACAAACGCAACCACAGCAUGGGCCACAUCAGCAGCAAGAGCAGCGACAAGCUCAACCUGCUCACAAAAACCAAAACAGACCCUGCUAAGACUCUGGGCACUCUGCUGUGCCCGCGCAUGGAGGAUGUGCCCCUCCUCGAGCCCCUCAUCUGUAAAAAGAUAGCACACGAGAGACUGACUGUACUCAUAUUUUUAGAGGACUGUUUAGUGACUGCUUGUCAGGAAGGAUUUAUUUGCACAUGGGCGAGGCCAGGCAAAGUGGGUUUAUUGUCAUCCCAAAACCAAGCCAGCUCUCCCAGUGGAACAGUAGUAUAGCCACAAUAUUUCUGCUGCUAAAGAACCCUGCAACCCAGAGUCUGAUGCUGCUCUUCACCCUGCAAGCAUUGCAAGUUUUCCUUUUCUUUUAAACCCCUUCCCUCCCCCCCCCCCCCCCUUGAUUUUGUUAAUGGCUUUUUCAAUUUUUUUUGUUUAUCACCCACUUGACCUAGUGGAGGAAUGAAGCAAGAAAAGGUGUGGUGGUGCAAUUGUGGACUUUAUGCGCUCAUGUUCUAUUGUUCUCUAAAGUUUUAACACAUUUUAUUUAGAUUUAAAAAAAAAUCUUUCUUUCAUGUCAAAUCUCAUCAGACUGUCCCCUCUGGAACUAAAGUGUGGCUCUGAGAGAUGCAAACCAGAUAAUUAUGGCUUGAAAUGAAAGUGAUGGUUCAUUUAAUUUUCAUAAUGGACCUUUUUUGUUUUAACCUUGUACUGUAGCCCAAUCCCAACUCGGGGUUCCAAGAACCAGAAUUUUGGAUGAACUAUCCUUUUACGACCAAGUGCGGGAGCAUCCGAAAAUGUUGCAUCCAUCCACAUUGACCCAUCCCUUCUGUCUUUUCUUAAGUAGAACCUUCCCAUCAAGGACUUUGCACUGAUUUUGUUAUUUUGUUGUUUGUUUUUAUAACUACUCUUAAUGGAACAAAAGAGAAGGGUUGAGGACUGCCUUGUCGCACUCGGCGUUAACAUCCUCAGUCUUGAAAUCUGAAUCUAUAAAGUUGGAUGCUGCAAUCAUAGUCUUUUUAAAGAAAACAAAUUGUUUGCACUUAAAUUAGUUUAGUAGAAGAAGAUGGCUUUACUUUUUGGGGUGUGCUCACAGAUGGCUAAUAACAGUAGGUGAAGACAAAUCAUAAAAAAAGAACUAUUAAAACCUUUAUCUAUUGAGCAUUUAUUUUAAUAUUAUUUCAGAUUCAAAUCUGCUCUGUAUCAUAAUGUGUAUAUUGUAAUUAAUUGAUUUGUUGGGGGCCUAAGCAAACUACCAUUAUUCCAGUGGAAGUCUUCUCAUUGAUAGUUAUAUUUCUAAAGCCUAAAGUAUACAUAUUAAUAAUAUUAAAAUAAUCUUGAAUA
Molecule: messenger RNA, 2997 nt
Organism: Trematomus bernacchii (emerald rockcod)
Lineage: Eukaryota; Metazoa; Chordata; Actinopteri; Perciformes; Nototheniidae
Gene: wdr20a
Product: WD repeat domain 20a
Exons: 4
Coding region: 61-1935 (624 amino acids)
Molecular function (GO): protein binding
Source: RefSeq, a predicted model, not a curated record